Molecule: messenger RNA, 288 nt
Organism: Aspergillus ruber CBS 135680
Lineage: Eukaryota; Fungi; Ascomycota; Eurotiomycetes; Eurotiales; Aspergillaceae
Exons: 1
Coding region: 40-252 (70 amino acids)
Source: RefSeq, a predicted model, not a curated record
AACGCGGGUCCCAAUCUUCUGGCAACAUGGGAGAUCAACAUGAACCGGUGGACCCAGUCUUGGCCCCCCGUUCGAACCCUGAACGAACACCUUCCAGGCCUAUGUUUUGCGCCGAUCACUUCCCACAUAUGUGUUCAUGGUAUAGAUUGCCAAAAUCCUGUCUAUGAUGCUAGCCACAAUCACCAGAGUGAUUUACUGAAAGGAGCAAGAGCCACAUUGCUAGGUAUACAAGAAUUUGGGUACUCGCCUUGAUUGAAUGAGCUGAGAAUGCCUAUAUAAACCCCUUCA